UCCCAGCCCUGAAUAAUCCCUAAUACGAUCGAUCCCCAUGGAUUCGCACAAGCGCCGCCCCGCCGACGACGGCGACCGGCUGAGCGAGCUGCCAGACUGCCUGCUGCUGGACAUCCUGUCGCGCGUGGGGUCCCGGCUGGCCGUGCAGACGAGCGCGCUCUCCCGCCGGUGGCGCCACCUCUGGCGCGACGUCCCCUGCGCCGACGUCGACGAGCGCGACUUCUCCUCCUCCGGCGGCGGCGGAGAGUUCUUCGACUCGUUCGAAUACAGCGGCGUCAGCCAGGAGCAGCGGCAGCGGUGCUCCCGCUUCGAGGACUUCGCCGACCACGUCCUCUCGCCGUCGACGUCGCCGCUGUCCCAGCACCGCCGGCUCGACGCCUUCCGCCUGCGCAUCGAGAGCCGCUGCGCCUACGCCAUCACCGAUCGCUGGGUCCGCCGCGGGCUCGCCCGCUCCCCGGCCGCCGUCGCCAUCCACGGGCCCUAUGGCUCCGCCGUCCGCUGGAUCAGCCCACCCCCAUCGUCGUCUUCCUCCUUGGCCCGCCUCACCAAGCUGCAUCUCGUCGGGGUCACCAUAAUGCCCGGCGCCUUCGUCUCCCCGGGCCAGGGCCACCUGCUGGGCUGCCCGGCCCUCGAGGACCUCCACAUGGAGCGCUGCUACGCCUACGGCUUCCACGCCAUAUCCUCGCCCACGCUCAGGAGGCUCGCCGUCGUCUGCACUCGCACCGGGGGCCGCGUCGCCGGCGCCGAUCUGCCCCGCCUUGAGUGCCUGCGGCUCGACCUGGUCUGCGACGGGCAGCCCGCGUCCGCCCCGCAGGAGAACCAGCCGCCGCUGCCGUCGCUCGUCGAGGCCUCGAUCCGGGUCACCGAGUUGGACUACCAGAUCGUCCGCAAUAAGCGAGCAAUGAAGAAGAACAGGCUCGAGUUCUUCAAGUCCACGUGCGGCCUCCUCGCUCGGUUCCCCAACGUCGUCUCCCUUGAUCUCUCUGGCUUCACCACCACGGCAUUGCUAGAAGAGGAAUCCCAAGAAUUCCCAAUGCUGAAUCACCUGAGAGCCUUGCGUCUCGACGGUUGCGAGCUUGGAUUCAACUUCCACGCCCUAACCAGCAUCCUUCGGAACACCCCUAAUUUGGAGACACUCAGACUGCACCGAUGCAAGUUUCUAGGCCUGACACCCAAGAGGAAGACACCUUCCAAACGUCGUGGGUCAACAACUACAACUCUUCAGUGCAACAACCUGAAAUUGAUAGAGAUCAAGAGUCUGCAGGAUGAUGCGCCUCAAAUCCUUCGACUUCUAUCGGAGGAUUCCAAGGGAAUGCCGAUGGCCCGGUGGCGGCGAGUCGACAGAGUGAGCGAUGUGGCGGGCUUGGUGACGGCACAACUUCAUAGAACGGAGAAAGGGACAACAAUGGUGCAGAGUUACUUCCAACUAUUCAAUUUUGAAUAAUGUUAAUGUAUUGUUUUUACUCUAUAUAUUGAUUUAUAUCCCCUUUUAUACUCUCCAACUAGCAAUUCAUGUUGAAAGAAAAUU
Molecule: messenger RNA, 1528 nt
Organism: Brachypodium distachyon (stiff brome)
Lineage: Eukaryota; Viridiplantae; Streptophyta; Magnoliopsida; Poales; Poaceae
Product: MEIOTIC F-BOX protein MOF
Exons: 3
Coding region: 38-1444 (468 amino acids)
Molecular function (GO): protein binding
Source: RefSeq, a predicted model, not a curated record